Messenger RNA from Habropoda laboriosa, 402 nucleotides. RefSeq names its product transmembrane protein 170A. The transcript has 3 exons. NCBI's taxonomy places the organism in Eukaryota, Metazoa, Arthropoda, Insecta, Hymenoptera, Apidae. The record is from RefSeq and is a predicted model, not a curated record. The coding region runs from base 1 to 402 and encodes 133 amino acids.
AUGGAAGCACAAACAGACACUUCUGUUUUGCGACCACCAGUUAAUUUAAGAAAUAUGAAUACAGGCAAUGUUUUUUAUACACCUUUGACUUCAUUUGCUGAAAUGUGGUAUCAAAUAUUUUUAUGGGCACUAUUUUCUUCCAUUUUUGUUCAUACUAUAGCUGGUGCAAUUUGUUUUGCUACAUUAAGGCAACAUAAAUAUGGAAAAUUCUUCCCAUUGCUGAUAAUAAUAAUGGGUGUAUUAUUACCAUUAACAUCAGGAGUUCUUAGCUCAGCUGCUGUUGCUUUUGUAUACAGAGCAUCUCGAUAUCCACUGCCACCAUUGUAUGCAUUAUUUUGGGGUAUUGGGCAGACUGUUGUAGCAGGAUGUGUUGGGUUUACAAGAAUUUUAGCAACUUUGUAA